Molecule: messenger RNA, 6568 nt
Organism: Pantherophis guttatus
Lineage: Eukaryota; Metazoa; Chordata; Lepidosauria; Squamata; Colubridae
Gene: CYGB
Product: cytoglobin
Biological process (GO): oxygen transport
Molecular function (GO): oxygen binding; heme binding; iron ion binding
Source: RefSeq, a predicted model, not a curated record
AUUUUUCCCCUCUCUCCCUCUCACUCACUCACCCACAAAUGCACACACAGGAGAAGGAGGAGGAGGAGGGAGGGGAGGGGAGCGAAAAGUGAGCUCACAUUCUCACAUUGGUAAAGAGGCUGGUCUUGCAGUGCCUUUGAAUAUUCUACUUUUUGCCAGUUUCUCUUCCGAGUCAUGCAGACACACACAUGCUGAGCUGAAGGAAACCACAGCAAUGGACUGCUCUAGAAGAUCUGAAAUCUGAUCACACACCAUCUCCCUCCCUAAUUACCUCUAUUACAUAUCUCGGUCUGUCUAUAUAGGAAGCCACUCAGACCCAGGGAAGAAGGCAAGGGCUGUAUCAGCCACCCCAUCACAACCCAACAGAAUACCUUAUCUCUUCUUGCUGGACGGACACACACACACACACACACACAUACACACACACACACACACAAAACCCACCAGACUCACACAUCUUUUUAAUCUCUUGGCUUCCUUGGAAGAUUUUGCUGCCUGUUUUUCAUGGAGAAAGUCCAAGGAGAAAUGGAGAUUGAGAGAUGGGAAAGAAGCGAAGAGCUGUCAGAUCCCGAAAGGAAGGUGAUUCAAGAGACGUGGAACAGAGUCUAUGUGAACUGCGAGGAUGUUGGGGUCUCCAUUCUGAUCAGGUUUUUUGUCAACUUCCCGUCUGCCAAGCAGUACUUCAGCCAAUUCAAGCACAUGGAAGAUCCACUAGAGAUGGAAAGGAGCCUGCAGCUGCGUAAACAUGCCAGGAGGGUCAUGGGGGCUAUUAAUAGUGUGGUGGAGAAUAUAUACGAUUCAGAAAAGGUCUCCUCUGUGCUAGCUCUGGUGGGCAAGGCACAUGCUGUCAAGCACAAAGUCGACCCUGUCUACUUUAAGAUUCUGACUGGCGUCAUGCUGGAAGUGCUUGCAGAACAAUACACCAAUGAGUUCAGUGUUCCAGAGGUUCAGAGAGCCUGGGCCAAGAUGAGGAGCCUCAUCUACACUCAUGUGACGGCUGCAUACAAGGAGGAACCCCCAGGUGACAAUGGUGGCAGCAGCAGCUGGAGCAGCAGCAAAGUGGCAGAACCCCUCCCACAGACCUGAAAUGCCGUCUCUCAGAAGACUAAACUGGCACCGGAACAGGAUAGCACCCAAGAGAACUACAUCUGUCUCCUUUAAUUAUCCCGUGUACAUAUUAGUCAGUGGAAAUGCUUUAUAAUUUCUAUAGCUAAGGCCAGCUAAGCUAUGGAAAAACCAGGUGUGCAUAAACACUCUCCCUGAAGUUAGCCAGGCAAAUUAAAAUCAUGUACACUGUGACGGGGGGAGGGAAUGUAUUGAAUUUCCCCAGAGGGAAAAUAUAUAUAUAUAUAGAUCAUGACUGUUAUGAUUCAUCCAUAUUGAUAACUCUGGAGACUUACCAUUUUUGUCUGUCUUGAAGAGGACUUUUCAUCAAAUGGCAUUGAAUUGAUACGUUUCCAUCUUUUGUACUAAGGUGAGAAUGUACAAGUUCCAGUAUUUGAAUUCUGCAAGUACUUUUGUGCCCGUAUAUCACUGAUAAAUCCAUGUCCUUGCUUCCCCACCCCGCCCAAAAAAACCACUAGUGAUGUGUGCAUAAGUGCUUGCAGGAUCUCAUAUCCGCAUGAUACAUUCAGACCAUGUCCUUAAAAGGACAUUUGAUCUCAAUACAUUUAGUCUAGAUUUCAAAAUCUGCACCGUGGGACAAGGAUUAGUCUUGUCUUGUCAUUUUACGCUUUUCUCUACUGCUAACUCCUCUGGACUGGAGUUUCUCUGGAAUUAUAUGAAUUGUGUUUGCAGCAGUCCUCACUGUUUUGUUCUUAGUUUUGUAUUCCAUUACAAGGUUUCUUUCCCCUUUUACAAAACUUUAGAAGUCUUGAGAUUGUAGAAGAUUUAGCCAAAGCUUGAAUACCUAAAACACCUGAAACCAAAAAAAAUAUGAUGUAUUCAAAGAACAAAUCAAUAUAUUAAUUUUUAGCUGUUUCAUGAUGCCUAAGAUAUACUCUGUGUGAGUUGAGUUGAAUCAUUUCAUCCAGUCCUAUAUAUGUUGGCUUUCUGAGGUCUUAUUGGGCUACUAACAAUAAGUGGACAUGGAAGUACAUUCUUUGUUAGACCUUGCCCCCUGCGAAAAAUUAUAACAGAAUAAAUCCCUUGUAAGUGAAUGAGGUUUAUGCAGGUCUAACUGUACAUAGCAUUACUGCUGUGGAGUUGGCAAUACUGUGCCCAGAUAGCUUUGAGGUAACAAUCAUUUUUAAUCGCUUUCCUUCCAAUUUCCAUAAUUAGAUUCGAAAGGAUUUCUGCUAGGAUUUUUGUGUUCCUACGACCACCAAUGAACUCCAGCAAAUAGCACUGCCACCUAAAUAGAAGGGAAAAAUCUGACUAUUGGCUGACUUGGCUGUUCAUUUAAUAGAGAACAGAUUUGGAAAAAUCAGAAUGGAAUCCUUCAUGACAUGGAAAUAAGGAAUCAGCCAAUCUGCCAUUAAAGAUGCAAGAAUCUAGACUGGUUACAAGAUUUUACAGUUCUAAUGUUUAUAUAUACACAUUUUUUUCCUGCUAAAAGACAUACCAUGGACCGUACUACUACUACUACUAAAUUCCUUCACCACCAUUCUUCAAAAAAUAUGACCUUAAAUUCUGAAAGUCAUUACAGUAAAACUAUGAUCCCAUGUCACAAUCUAAAUGUAUUUUGAAAUUCAUUUUCAAAGCAGGAUGACAUUUUUGAAAGGAAAAUACUGUAUGUACUACACAUUAAUUAAUUUAUCCUUGAAGCAAUACAUCCAUUCUUUAAAAUUUGCAGCUAUAUAUUAUUUCAAUCCAUAACAAUUUGUCUUCUCUCUCUCUCUCUCUCUCUCUCUCUCUCUCUCUCUCUCUCUCUCUCUCUCUCUCUCUCUCUCUCUCUCUCUUUCUCUCUGUCUCUCUCUGUCUCUCUCUCUCUCACACACACACACACACACAUAUGAUGGUGGGGAACUCUUGACUGUUAUGUUGUAUACACAGACUAAAUUACUUUAGUCAAAAGUGUGUGUUUAUGUGUGUGUGUGUGUGUGUGUACACACACACACAGACACAGACAGUUUUGAGUAAAGUAAUUUUAUUAUAAAUGAAAAAGGGACAGCCAUGCAAGAAUACAAAAGAAAAGCAAAAAAACACGGCAUAACCUUGCCUAUAGCAAGCUGGUGAUGGAAAUGUAAAAUGAGCUGAAAAACUCAGAGCUUGUGCAGGUCAAAGGCAAAGUUAGAGCAGAAUAGCCUUGGCCAGCCAGGGCCCUACUAAUGUGCUGAGUUACAAUUCCCGUUGGCUAUGCUGGCAGAGGUGAUCAGAGUUGUUGUUUAGCACAGUUGGAGGGUACCUGGCUGUGACACUACUUAUAGCUCUUUACUGACUCUCAUUCAGUUCAUUCCCAAUUCUUCCAAACUUUGAAUUGUCGGGUCCUUGGGAGCAAAAAAGCUGUUUGUCAUGGGGAUUAUCUGUUAAACAGCCAUGCACAAGAAUACGGCACUGUAUAAAAUAAUAAAUAUUAAUACAUAUAAUUUAAUAGUGUAUUUUAUAAAAUGGGCUUCUGGUGCUAAUGAAAAGUGAUUUGUGAACGUUUUCCUCCUUAUCGUACUAAAUCCUCUUGUUUAUGACCCAACGUACUGGCUGAACCCUGUUGUAAUUUUCCUCUGUAUUAUUUGUAUGACUUCUGUAUGCUGCCAAUAUAUUGUCUUGUGAUUUUGUUUAAUCUUUAUACAUCGGUUCCUUGUUAUAAGUGUCACCAUUCUGUGUUGUCUCCAUGUAAUAGAAAAUCAUCUAUGGCAGAGUAGGUUAACCCAGAGAUAGGCAAUAUGGAGCCUUCUGGGUGUUUUGGAUUACAACUCACAAAGUCCUUGCCCUUGACCAUGCUACCUGGGGCUGAUAAGAAUCGAAGUCCUGUACGUUUGGGGAUCAACACACUGUCUCCCUUUGGCCUACCCAGGACUGAUUGAUUAAUUAAUAUGUUACUAUUGUUAAUUCUACAUCAAAUCAAUCUCAGAUUUAUAGAUAUUUUAAUCCUCAAUAUAAACAUAUAGAUUCAGAUUUUAAAUUGCCCUAACUCUUCCCCUAUGUACUUACAUAGAACUCUGAUUUUCUUUAUAUGCUAAACUCCUUCAAAACAUAUCUUCGUUUCCAAAAACAUGCUUUUGGUAGCAAGUGUAUAUUCCAUUUUAAGGGCAUUAAAAACAAAUGUUAAACGAAUGCAAGUUGACACACCAUGUGUGUUUUUCUACAGGCCUGUCCUGCUUUUACUAUAGUAAUACAUGUUGUACCUAGGAAGGUAUAACAUGUACCCAUUAGUGCAUGUUUAAAUCUCUUAUGCCAAGAAAAGGAGAGUAAAGAGAAGGAUCAGUCUGUUUCUAGCUUAUGACACGUGGAUGGCAGGCUGUGUUGGACUCUGUUCGUCUAGCUCAGGGUCAAUCCUUCCAAGUAAAACAGACUGGAAACACAACCAGACAAGCUCAUUCUAUUUUAUUGUAAGGCUACAUUAACAAAAAGCAUGCAAGUCUGAAAGUACAAAUCUGUCACUUUUAACAGUCUGAUACAUUAGGGCAGAUUCUUUUUAACUUGCUUUCUUUGCCCCUUAAGCGGUUGCAGGCUCUUCUCCUUUUUAUUUGAUCAUUGCUUAGGCAGCAUCUCUUCCCCUCAUCUCUCAAAGUCAUUCUUCCAAACAUUUCCUUCAUAAUCCAAAACCACUUAUUAAAAAGUGUUAUUGAACUCUGAGAACCAGUCAUAAGUCCUCUAGCACCAUCAUAACUUCAAGCAGUCAUUGAACAAAUGGCCAUAAUUCGAGGACUACUUGUAUCAUAAAAAUGUCACUGAAUGAUCUUUAGGUCAUUUCAACAACAAAUUACCAUUGGUAAUUUCAUCCAUUUUCAUCUUAAUAGGAAAACUUUGGGAGAGUUUCAAAUAUGUUAUGUAUGGCAAUCUUUAAGUCGAUUUACCCUUUUGUGAUGGGUAAUAGUUUCAUGUGCCAUUACCCAAAGAAAACCCACUUUUACCCAAAGUGGGGUAAUUUAUUCAGAUUUGGGAAGCACCAGCCUAGUCGUAUAUGACAGAUUUCAUCCAGCUAAUGCAAAUAACAAAGCACAGGCAAUUUGGAGCAAACAUGGGCAGUCUAAGGCUGCAGACCUUGUGUGUAUCUACUCAAAUAAUUGCUUUUGCAGCCCUUUGAACUUUGUUGGAACACAGCAACCCUAAGAUCUGUGGUACCAUUUAUAGGUAUAAAAACCUGUAAAGCAGUUUUCUAAGGCCCUGCCCACUUUGCAUCAGCACAUUGCCUACUGUGACUUUUGUCUCUUCAAAUUAGUUUUGCCAGCAGCCAUCCAAAGAUUAUGUAUUUUUAGUCUGGAACAUAUCUAUAUGGAUGAAUUGACUCCCUCACCGCAAGGAAUUUGGAUGGUAUUGUUUUGGACAGAGUGGACAGUAUUUGUUUUAGAAUGCUUGCUAUCCUUACAAAACUACAUUUCCCGGGAUUCCAAGUUUAGAGCAGGAGGACUGGCAUAGUGCAAAAUAAAUAAAAAUAUCAUUAAUUCCUCAACUAUUAUUAAUAGAAAUUAGUAUUAGUAUUAUUUGGUAGGAAGAAAAGCCAUGACUAUUGAAUUCUAUAUGUAGAAAUCCCUUUAAGUAUGUUUUGCCUUUUUUAUUUAGCUCGUGAAACUUUCACAAUCCUUCUUCAUUGAUGUCAAAAUGGUAUCUCCAUUCUCUUUGGAGGCAAGAGAUGACCAUUUUUCAGUUCCUGAGCAGGAAUAUACUGCCUCUUCCAAGAUUAACAAAGACAGAGAGAAAUAAUAAGAUUAAGCUAUAUAACAUGGGUUUUUGAGUCACACAAUAUUUUGUGUUCUCCAAUGUAAAGCCCUCCAAAUAAAUUGGAUUACAGUUUUCAUGGACCAUGCUUGCUAAGGAUGAUGUAGUCCAACACAUCUAGAUGAUGUGUGAUUGGGAAGAAGUACAAUAUUGAUGCCACAGAGCUGAAAUCAGUAAAGGUCACUAAAUGAGAUACAAAUUUCAAAUUGUGCUAGCUCUGCUAAAGAAGUGGCAUUGCGAUAUUUUUUCCAUCCUUUCCUUCUAUCCUGGAUAAACAAACAAGGAAGAUAGAUACGGCAUUAAAUAUACCUUUGUCACUUUCCUUCUUACUUUGCGAAUGGGUGUAACACUUCAGUUACUAUUCAGGCUUGAAUCGCAGACCUGUUCCUCCAACACUUCUAUUAAAUCUUAUUUUAAUACUUCAAUAUCAAAGUCACUAUCUAAAAAUAUUUUUAAAAAAUUAAAAUCAACUUCCAGUGACUUCCUGGACACUGGUCUAUGUUAAUUCCUUGACAAUAAUGCAAAACUAGAUUGCCAUUUCUUUCUUCUGAGGUAAUUAUGUUACCAAAAAUAAAUAGAGCAAUCUUUGGUUGAAUGAGUCAAAAGCUGACAAGCUAACAUGCUAGUCAAAAUAUUCCCACAGGAAUCAGUUUCACUUCCUGUCCGUUCCCUUUUUGUUGUUCAGUAUCUCUGUUGUUUAAUAUCAUUCUUGUUAAAGUUGCGAAAGAAUUAAACAAAAACAAAAACAUCA